AACCUCCUAGAGAAAGAGAGAGAAGAGAGUAGAGAGAAAAAAACCAAGAUUUGACCAAAAUCGGAGCCCCGAAUUCCGAAGCUCGUGAAGAGAAAAGUGUUGUACGUUGCAUUGCCUUCAUUUUGAGCCAAAAAUCAGCUAAGAAGGAGAGUGGUGACUUGGUUGCUGCAUACUUAAGGAAUCAAGUCGUGGCAUCUUCUACUUCUAAUAGACUUAUGGAAGCCGCUCGUGAGAGUUUAAAUAACUCCAAUGCCCAACCUGACCUACAAGAAGGGGUUGGAGAACAUUUUGCUGAUUCUAAUCCUCCUAGUGCAAGUGGAUCUGAAGCGGGAAAUAAUCAGGGUACAAGAGUUGGGCCACACCCUCAGAUGAGUCAUAAUGCUCCUGCUGUUAAUCCCCCUUUUCAACAAAUGACUGAUUUCUUUCGUCACAUGGCUAGAAGAAUGCCUGCCUCUGAUGAAAUGAACUUUGAGAAAAUGAGAAAAAUGGGUGGAGUUGAGUUUGAAGGCACUGUUGACCCUACAGAUGCCGAGCAGUGGUUGGAACGGAUUGAAAGAGUUUUUGAGCAAUUAGAGUGUUCAGACGCUGCUAAAUUUAAGUAUGCUGUCUCAUUGUUACAAAAAGAUGCCUACGAUUGGUGGGUAAGUGUACCGAAUGCCAGGGCAAAACCCCCUGUUCUUACUUGGAAUGAUUUUGUGAAAGAAUUUCAUAUGAAGUAUGUCCCACCUGCUUAUCAUGAUGCAAAGAAAAAGGAGUUCUUGAAUUUAGAGCAAGGGAGUAUGUCUAUUGCUGAAUAUCAGCAGAAGUUUCUCAGGCUAUCUCGUUAUGCCGGUGGUAUUAUUAAUAACGAAAAAGAUAAGUGCAGGCGAUUCGAAGACGGUUCGAAUGAUUCUAUCAGAAAAUCUGUGGCGGUCCUACAACAUGAAAACUUUUAUAAAUUAGUUUCAGCUGCUCUCACUUGGGAAAGGGUCGACAAGGAACAAGCUAGUAGAAAUGAACACAAGUUCAGGAAAGCUGAUGCAGAUUCAGGAGGUCCAUCAAAAAAAGGAAGGUUUGACAGUUCCAAAGCUAAUACUGUUCGCAAGUUAGCCCAACAUAAGCAAAAUAGAUCAAGUUCCUCUACUGCUAGCACUCUAAGCUAUGGCCAAGGCAAGACUCGUAUACCCACUUGUGCACAAUGUGGAAAGAAUCACUUUGGUACUUGUAGGAGAGCUUCUGGUGCUUGUUUUAAUUGUGGGAGCUUCGAUCAUAAAGUGAAGGAUUGUCCUAAUCCUAACCCCACUUCUUCUCCGCGUAUGGAAGGCUCGGUUCAAAAACCUAUUACCACUCCCUCUCAAGGGAAUAGAGGUGCAAGAUCUAGAAACACACAAGUAACAGGUGCAGGUGGAGCCAACCAAGCUAGUGGGUCAAGAGCUACAGCACGAGCUUAUGCGAUGAGACAGAGGGAUGACCAAGAUGGAGCAGAUGUGGUUGUUGGUAAAAUUCACUUCUUCGGCUUAUGUGUUGUUACAUUAUUUGAUCCUGGUUAUACACAUUCCUAUGUUUGCUCAUCAUUGGCUUUUCCUGAAAAUGUGAAAUCUGUGAGACUCGAUUGUGGUGUGCUUGUCCAAAGUCCUUUGGGUCAACAAGUUAUUUGCAAUCAAAUCUAUCGAGGUUGUCCCUUGGUGAUUCAAGAUCUAGUCUUCCCUGCUGAUUUGAUUGAAAUGCCUUUCCAAGACUAUGAUGUCAUUAUCGGUAUGGAUUGGCUUUAUAAAUACCAUGCGGUAGUUGAUUGUAGGUCGAAGCAUGUGACCUUUAGAGCUCCUUCACUUUCACACAUCAUUAUUCAAGGUGAAAGAUCAUUGACAUCUAAUAUUAUCUCCGCGGUUGUGGCAAGGAAGAUGAUCAGACAGGGUUGCGAAGCUUAUCUUGCUCAUAUAUUUGAUACACACCUAGAAAGUCCAAGCCUUAAGGAUAUACCAGUGGUGUGUGAAUUUCCUGAUGUCUUCCCUGAAAAUCUUCCUGGAUUGCCCCCAGAAAGGGAGGUUGAAUUUCCUAUAGAGGUUGUUCCUGGAACUACUCCUAUUUCUAUAACGCCUUAUCGAAUGGCUCCAGCAGAAUUAAAGGAGUUGAAGAAUCAAUUGCAAGAAAUUCUUGAGAAAGACGUCCCUAAAACUGCCUUUAGGACUCGAUAUGGCCAUUAUGAAUUUUUGGUGAUGCCAUUCGGGUUGACGAAUUCUCCUGCGGCAUUUAUGGACCUGAUGAAUCGCGUGUUUAAGCCUUAUCUUGAUCAAUUUGUGGUGGUCUUUAUAGAUGAUAUCUUGAUAUAUUCCAAGAUUAGUAAAGACCACAGAAAGCACCUUCGAAUUGUUUUGCAAACUUUGCAAGAGAAAAAUCUUUAUGCUAAGCUUUCCAAAUGUGAAUUUUGGCUUAGUGAGGUGGCUUUUCUGGGACAUAUUGUGUCGGCGGAAGGUGUGAAGGUGGAUCCUAGUAAGAUUCAAGCUAUUGUCGAAUGGAAACCACCUAAAAGUCCAACUGAAGUAAGGAGUUUCUUGGGCUUAGCGGGAUACUAUAGAAGGUUUGUCAAAGGCUUCUCCAUUAUAGCCUCUCCUUUGACUAAACUCUUGAGAAAGGAUGUCAAGUUUGUGUGGGAUGACAAAUGCCAGGAGAGUUUUGAAAAGCUCAAAUCUUUAUUGACACAAGCUCCUAUACUUACUCUACCAACGGAAGGAAAAAAAUAUGUGAUAUAUAGUGAUGCUUCUCAUCAUGGUUUGGGUUGUGUCCUGAUGCAAGAAGGGAAAGUGGUUGCGUAUGCCUCCCAAAAAUUGAAACCACAUGAAUUGAACUAUCCUACUCAUGACCUUGAGCUCGCUGCCAUAGUGUUUGCUUUGAAAAUUUGGAAGCAUUAUUUAUAUGGUGAAAAGUGUCACAUAUUUACUGAUCACAAGAGUUUGAAGUACUUGGGUACACAAAAAGAGUUGAAUUUGAGACAACGUAGAUGGCUUGAACUCAUUAAAGAUUAUGACUGCACGAUGAGGCGUUUGGACUACAAGUCCAAAAACCUCACAUUUAGCAAGUGA
Messenger RNA from Lycium barbarum (goji berry), 3059 nucleotides. RefSeq lists its product as uncharacterized. NCBI's taxonomy places the organism in Eukaryota, Viridiplantae, Streptophyta, Magnoliopsida, Solanales, Solanaceae. The coding region runs from base 216 to 3059 and encodes 947 amino acids. The record is from RefSeq and is a predicted model, not a curated record. Gene Ontology annotation, molecular function: nucleic acid binding; zinc ion binding. The transcript is spliced from 4 exons.